Messenger RNA from Metschnikowia bicuspidata var. bicuspidata NRRL YB-4993, 420 nucleotides. It is a transcript of the gene EAF6, whose product is annotated as Eaf6p. NCBI's taxonomy places the organism in Eukaryota, Fungi, Ascomycota, Pichiomycetes, Serinales, Metschnikowiaceae. Gene Ontology annotation, cellular component: NuA4 histone acetyltransferase complex. The transcript has a single exon. Bases 1 to 420 code for a protein of 139 amino acids. The record is from RefSeq and is a predicted model, not a curated record.
AUGACAAGCAAAAAAGAGCCCACUAUUGAUGAGUACACGCGGCUCAAAAACGAGCUCACGCGGCUGAUUCUCAAAAAGAAAGAGGUUGACUCCAGGCUCGCUGAACUAGAGGAGUCCAUCUACGAAAAGGAAACCGACUAUUUCAAUGACAGUGCGUACGGAAACAUCGUCAAGGGUUUUGACAACUUCGCCAAGAGCUCCUCUGGCGGAAGCAACAAGCGAAGGUUGGUGAUUACAGACGAAGACCACAUUUUUAGCAUGUCUUCGGCCACGUUUGUGAAAACACUACUGAAACGACAGGGCAUGGUGUCCACGGCCACGGAUCUUGACGAUUAUGAAGAUUCUGUGGAACCGACUAAUGGGGGAGUUCUGGGGAAGGACGCCGGCGCAGGCACUCCCACGAGAAAGAAAAAAAUGUAG